Molecule: messenger RNA, 700 nt
Organism: Paraphaeosphaeria sporulosa
Lineage: Eukaryota; Fungi; Ascomycota; Dothideomycetes; Pleosporales; Didymosphaeriaceae
Exons: 1
Coding region: 171-617 (148 amino acids)
Source: RefSeq, a predicted model, not a curated record
GACUUACCUGAAUGAUAGACCUUUUCAUCGGAAAUAUGGAUGGAAGAGUAAUUACUCUGGAGAAACUUGCCAAAGCCGAGAGAUUCGGCGACUUCAUCCCAGUUUAUAAGAUGGAUGGAAGCACCGUCGUGAAGACUUGAGAUUCCGUGCGAUUUGCUGAAGCCGAAGCAAUGAGACUGGUCCGCGACAAAACCACUAUUCCGGUACCCAAGAUUUACAAUGCCUAUACCGACAGUGACAGCGGCCAUGUAUGCAUUGUGAUGGAAUUUAUCGAGGGUGACUGUCUCGCAGAUGUCUGGGGAAAGCUUGAUGACAGCCAAAAAGAAGAUGUUAUCGAACAACUCCGCGGUUUCUUUGCCCAGCUUCGCGAAAUAAAAGGUUCGUUCAUCGGAUCUGUGGACGGUACCGCUUGCGAAGAUCAGCUUUUCACAGACGAGAUCGGUGCAUAUGGGCCGUACAAAGACGAAGCGUCUUUCAACGAAGGAAUCAUCACUGCGCUCAAGAAUACCUCAACCGGCAGCUGGGUCAACACGGUGUCGGACAUGGUUCUCGCGCUGAAGAACCAUGUGAUCGUGACGACUCAUGGAGAUUUCUCUCCAAGGAAUAUCAUUGUCUAGGGCAGCAAGGUUGUGGCCAUUGUGGACUGGGAAAUGUCAGGAUAUUACCCAGAGUACUGGGAAUACGUCAAAGCUCUCUACCG